Molecule: messenger RNA, 2324 nt
Organism: Tripterygium wilfordii
Lineage: Eukaryota; Viridiplantae; Streptophyta; Magnoliopsida; Celastrales; Celastraceae
Product: purple acid phosphatase 22-like
Exons: 6
Coding region: 16-1482 (488 amino acids)
Molecular function (GO): metal ion binding; acid phosphatase activity
Source: RefSeq, a predicted model, not a curated record
UAAACACGUUCUUCAAUGGCCAGUUUGCUCCUUACAAACCUUGCACUACUUCCUUCUCCACCUCAUAACAACAAAUUGGAAAUGAAGAACAACAAGAAGUUUUGCUCAAGCAUCUUCCCAUUCUUCCUCUCCAUCUUCUGCUUGCCUCAUCUUCUUCUCCAAGCCGAUGCAUCGGCCGCGCCUGAAGAUUUUAUCCGGCAACCUCCUCGGAAGAUUGUGUACACUCAACACAAGCGAUCCGAAUCCGAACCACAACAGGUGCAUGUGUCUCUGGUGGGGAAAGACAACAUGAGAGUCACGUGGAUUACAGAGGCUAACCACGUGCCGUCAACGGUGGAGUAUGGGCCGGAACCCGGGAAAUAUAUUGGAAAAGAAACCGGAGAACAUAGUUCGUAUCAUUAUUUCUUCUAUCGUUCUGGAAAGAUACACAAUGUCAAGAUCGGACCGUUAGAUCCAAACACGACCUAUUACUACAGGUGUGGAGGUUAUGGCCCUGAGUUUUCCUUCAAGACUCCUCCUGCUUCUUUCCCAAUCGAGUUUGUUGUGGUCGGGGACCUCGGACAAACGGAAUGGACUGAAUCAACUCUAUCACACGUUGACAACAAAGACUACGACGUACUCUUAUUACCGGGUGACUUAUCUUACGCGGACACGAACCAAGACUUGUGGGACUCAUUUGGUCGCCUGGUCGAACCCUACUCGAGCCGCCGUCCAUGGAUGGUCACGGAAGGGAACCAUGAGAUGGAGAUUUUCCCAAUCUUACACCCUCAAGGCUUCAAGGCCUAUAAUGCACGGUGGCGCAUGCCGUAUGAAGAGAGUGGCUCCACCUCGAACUUGUACUACUCGUUCGAUGUAGCUGGUGCCCACAUUAUAAUGCUGGGGUCUUACACGGAUUUCGAUCAGGAUUCCCAUCAGCUCAAGUGGCUUGAAGCCGAUUUGGGGAGAAUUGAUAGAGGAAAAACGCCUUGGGUGGUUGUGCUGGUGCACGCGCCUUGGUAUAAUACGAAUACUGCACACCAAGGAGAAGGAGAGAGCAUGAGAAAAGCCAUGGAGGAGUUGUUAUAUAAGGCUAGAGUCGACGUCGUUUUUGCAGGACAUGUUCAUGCUUAUGAACGAUUUACUAGAAUUUAUGACAAGAAAGCUGACUCGUGUGGACCGGUAUACAUAACCAUCGGCGAUGGUGGCAACCGAGAAGGGCUUGCAUUAACGUUCAAGAAUCCUGCUUCCCCUCUUUCGCUGUACCGGGAACCAAGUUUCGGACACGGACGGUUGAGAAUACUGGAUGAAAAUCGAGCGCAUUGGUCGUGGCACCGCAACAAUGAUUCUGAUGCAUUCAUGGCUGAUGAAAUCGCAGGAAAUUCUCCAUCAACAUGCUCCAAUGGUCAUAGUGACCAUCAAAGCGAGGUAUGGCUGGCUGCACAAAAUUCCCUUCGGUUGUCAUCUUCUUUGCUGAUGCAAGAACCUCAAAGACUGCUGCUUUGAUUUUGUCAGGCCCAAUGGGCGCUCUGAUACCAGAAUGUUAAGAAUUGAAACUCUAGAUGGAAGAAUACUCAACAAUUCUGGGAAUGACUUAACAUCUUAUUGAACAAACAAAGCUUAUAAAUAGCCUUUUACAAUAAAGAAAACUAGCUCAUGUUUACAACUAAUCAACAUGAUAAGUGCAACUAGAAAAGGUCAAAAGCAGUACCCUAAAGACUAGGGCUUAUUCAAACUGAAUGCAAAAUCUUAACUGAAUCCCUAAACUUUCUCUUCAGACUCCACUGCCUCACACCCCCACGUUGAGCCCAAGCCAGAGAUGGGUUUGAUUUUCUGGAGCAUCCACCCAGGUGUUAACAAUUACACAUUUAUUUGUUUUUUAUUUUAAGUUUAAUUACAAUUAUCCACAUCAUCGCCAUUAGCAAUUACACAAUUAUUUGUUAUAUACACAUGUGUUAAAUAAAUUUUAUUUUAUUUAUUUUUUAAAUAUACACAUGGAUGCUACGUCACCAUUUUCUAAAAAACUGAGACGGGAUAGAAAUAAUGUGCAAAACAAUAGUUUGAGGAUAGAAUGAAGAAAAAAAAUAAUUUAAAGACAUAAUCGAGAGAAAUGUGAUAGCGUAAGGAGAUAUAUAAUAUUUUAGCCUAGAAGCAUCUCAAGAAAAAGAAAUAUGUGAUGUGAUUGGAUGAAGAAGUAAGACACGGCCAAAAGGUCCAAACUCCAAACCACUUGGCAAAUAGGAAGAAUCUACACGAAACCAACCAAACCAUCACUUAUCUUUCAACUCCACCAAGAAAGCGACUUAUCUUUUUUUUUUCCUUUUUUUUUUUUUUUUUUGCAUUUUUUU